This is a messenger RNA of Schistosoma rodhaini, 624 nucleotides long. NCBI's taxonomy places the organism in Eukaryota, Metazoa, Platyhelminthes, Trematoda, Strigeidida, Schistosomatidae. The record is from the annotation of a GenBank genome assembly.
AUGAAAGCAGUGGACAAUCAUCAGCAUUGGUGUGAAUCUAACACACUUCGACAAUCACUACCAGAAUCGUCGGUUCGAAGAGUGAAAAUCGACUUUUUAGAUCCGACUUUUGGAAUCGACAUUCGAAACCUAGAAAAACAAUCAAACAACAAUAAAAGGACACAAAACUUCUUAAUCAAACAUUGUGCGUUGAAUGUGCAGGAGCACAUUCAAAAUAAACAUUGCUUUCUCGUUUGUUGGCAUUUUCUAACCUCUCCAUGUAACACAUUCAGCAUAAUGCCUGUUUUAUUUUGUCCCCUUUGUCACUCUUUAUUAAUGAUUGAAGAGUCGGCUCAUUGCUAUUCGUUGAACUGUUCUGCUCCCAUAUGUUCUUACAGGUGGUUUGUCACUCAGCCACUAGUUUUAGAACAUAAGCCAAGACAGGAUGUUCGUUUACGUUUAGAGGAAGAUGCCGUUUUCUCGGUUGAAGAUGAAUACAGUUCUUCUGCUCAGACAGAUGAAAAGUGUCCCAAGUGUAGUCAUACGCGAGCGUAUUUCGUCCAAAUGCAAACACGUUCAGCUGAUGAACCCAGCACAAUCAAGUAUUCUUGUAUGAAAUGUCACCAUAUCUGGACUGAACAAUAA